Messenger RNA from Elgaria multicarinata webbii, 1271 nucleotides. RefSeq lists its product as uncharacterized. The transcript has a single exon. NCBI's taxonomy places the organism in Eukaryota, Metazoa, Chordata, Lepidosauria, Squamata, Anguidae. Bases 165 to 1205 code for a protein of 346 amino acids. The record is from RefSeq and is a predicted model, not a curated record.
CUGCUCUCUUGUAGCACGUGGCUCUCAAGCCUUCCAAAAAGGUAACAAUCUCUGGCGUGAUUGGCCCAUCAGGCAAAAACAUCCUGCAGGAGGGCGAGGAGGAGUGGAAUCCAGAGGGGAGCGCUGCUCUGAAUACGGAUACAGGCACCAGGACUUCAGCAACGAUGGGGAUGGAAGCAGAGGACCGCCCUCCCUCACAGUCCCUCUCAACUGUGGGCAAAGGAGCUCCUGAAGCAAAGACUCCUGCAGCAGGUGGUGGCAUUUUGGAAGCGGCUCAAUGCCUGAGGCCAGGCAGCCAGAUUGCUGCUAAGGAGCCUGCUGUGGCAAGCGAGACUUCCCAGGAGCCCAGCAAGAUCACGCACACGGGACAGCCCUCACACUUGGGGAAUCGAGAUGUAGCUAAAGCACCCGUGGCCAUAUUCAAAGCUUCCAAGAAAUCUAAGACCUCUGCUGCCCCUUCUAAGCCAGGCACUAAUGCACCUCAAUUGAAAAUGCCUAGUCCCAGACCCUCCAAAAAGCCUUCACCCACCAGGGGAUCCCCUAGUCCCAGACCCUCCAAAAAGCUUUCACCCACCAAGGGAGCCCCUAGUCCCAGACCCUCCAAAAAGCCUUCACCCACCAAGGGAGCCCCUAGUCCCAAACCCACCAGGGGAGCAACAAGAAAAACAGGUAAGGCUAGCCCAAGAACCAAAAUAUCUGUGGGCAUGGGACACCCAAUGGUAGACACAGACACCAUGGCAGCUGCUCCCUCUGACCCAGACAACAGCAGCAGAGCCUGGGAGCAAGGGAAGCCCAGGGGGCCGUCUCCACAGCGGAGGGGAACGGCUGAUGGCCAGAGGUCAAGCUCCCAACCCCCUGCAGUAUCCGGCCCUUCCCCCAAACCCCGUGUUUCGGUGGGUGUGAGUCGCUCCGUAACAGAAACCAAAUCUAUGGGGGUGGGGCGCUCAGCAACGCACACAUUUUCUGAAGCUACUGGCCCUUCCGUGCCGGCCAGUUCUCCCCCCAAAUCCCACGUUCCGGGUUCUGAAGCAGCUGGCCUUACAAGGCAGGUCAGCAAGGCCAGAUCCAGACUGCCGGUGAACAGGGCACCCAAGCUGCAGCGGCUUGACGUUGUGAAGUUGGAGGACAAGACUAUAGAUGAGACGAGGAAAUCUCCGAAACCCAGAAAAGCUGCUGUCCCUAGCGGACCCAGCCGUCAUGAAUGAAGAGACCCAUCUCACAGAUCUGGAUCAUUAGAGAAGGCAGCGGGAUAAGUGGGAAAGUCUCUAGAA